This is a messenger RNA of Musa acuminata AAA Group (dessert banana), 1635 nucleotides long. RefSeq names its product UDP-xylose transporter 3-like. Bases 291 to 1349 code for a protein of 352 amino acids. The transcript has 8 exons. The record is from RefSeq and is a predicted model, not a curated record. NCBI's taxonomy places the organism in Eukaryota, Viridiplantae, Streptophyta, Magnoliopsida, Zingiberales, Musaceae. Gene Ontology annotation, cellular component: Golgi apparatus. Gene Ontology annotation, molecular function: UDP-xylose transmembrane transporter activity; antiporter activity.
UUUUUAAGGCCGGUGGCGAAGGCGAGUAACAUUUGGCGACGCGACUUAGAGCGCAACACGACACUCGCUCGCUGUCUCGCUCCCGCCCUCUGCUCCUCCCAAUCCCCAGAAGCGGAGGGAGAGAGGCGCAGAUCUUGUGUUCCUUCUGCAUCUCCCUUCAGAUCCGGGUUCCCACUUCUGGGAUCUAUCCUCUGAUCCGGCUGGGCGUCGGAUUCGUCGCGGUUCUUGGGUGAUGAUGAGGUGUGGUUUUUAGAUCGAGGAAGUGAGAGGGGAUUUCGAUUGGAUUGGAGAUGGGCGAGGGCGCGGGGUUCCAGCUGGGGACCGUCGGAGCGCUGAGCCUGUCGGUGGUCUCGUCGGUGUCGAUCGUGAUCUGUAACAAGGCGUUGAUGAGCUCCCUUGGCUUCAUAUUUGCCACUACUUUGACAAGCUGGCAUCUAUUGGUUACCUUCUGCUCUCUUCAUGUGGCAUUAUUGAUGAAACUGUUUGAGCACAAACCUUUUGAUCGAAAGGCCGUGUUGGGUUUUGGAGUACUCAAUGGAAUCUCCAUAGGGCUAUUAAAUUUAAGCUUGGGUUUCAACUCUGUUGGGUUUUAUCAGAUGACGAAGCUAGCAAUCAUUCCUUGUACCGUCUUCCUGGAGACUGUCUUUUUGGCGAAGAAGUUCAGUCGGAGUAUUCAGUUCUCACUUUCCAUCCUUCUUUUGGGUGUUGGAAUUGCAACCGUGACAGAUUUGCAGCUUAAUUUGCUAGGAUCUGUAUUGUCUCUUCUAGCAAUAGUUACGACUUGCGUUGCACAAAUUAUGACAAACACUAUACAAAAGAAGUUUAAGGUCUCCUCAACCCAACUUUUAUAUCAGUCUGCCCCUUAUCAAGCUUUAACCCUGUUCGUUUCUGGUCCAUUUCUUGAUGGGCUUCUAACAAACCAGAAUGUGUUUGCAUUCAAUUACACUCCUCAAGUUCUUGUUUUCAUUGUGCUUUCAUGCCUAAUAUCAGUCUCGGUCAACUUCAGCACAUUUCUUGUGAUUGGGAAGACGUCGCCUGUGACAUAUCAAGUUUUGGGUCAUCUCAAAACUUGCCUGGUUCUGACUUUUGGUUAUGUCUUACUUCAUGAUCCAUUUAGUUGGAGGAAUAUCUUUGGGAUCUCAGUUGCAAUCGUUGGUAUGGUUUUGUAUUCUUAUAUCUGCACAAUUGAGGGCCAGCAGAAAGCUCGUGAAGCAUCUUCUCAGAUGUUGCAGGUGAAAGACAAUGACUCUGACCCUUUGAUGAGAGCUGAGAGUGGAGCUGGCAUAGAUGCUGAUGGUGCUGCUCCAACAGCAACAGUAUGGAGCUCAAACAAAGAUUUGCGUGCUUGAAAUCUGCUCCAAUCUACACCAUCACACAUGCAGACCCAAAGUUAUCUGAAUGUCAUGAUGUUGGAAGAGAAGACCCCCUUAUCUUUCCGAAAUCAAAGUAAAAGCUUUGCAUAAUUAGUUCGUAAGGCAAUUUAUAUUUGCAUACGUUCUCGUGUGCAUUUUUAUUUAGAUUCUUGCAAUCUUUCAGUGAAGCGCAUCAAAUUCUUCUUCAUAAGGUGCCAUCCGCAAUUUGUAUCUCAAAAACUCUAUGAUUACACCACGGAAAUGAAGUGAGAAUCUUGAAUUC